Messenger RNA from Candidula unifasciata, 1401 nucleotides. Lineage: Eukaryota; Metazoa; Mollusca; Gastropoda; Stylommatophora; Geomitridae. The record is from the annotation of a GenBank genome assembly.
AUGGCAGCUCGCAUAACGUGCGCACCUAAGCGUUAUCUUUUACAGUUUGCACAUGAACAUCUGGAUUUUAGACUCCAGGAGGUCAAAUCUGUGAUCUCUAUGCUGGGAUGUGGAGCAUUGCUGAAGGAGAAAGAAGUGGACAAUGGGAGCCCUUUCUUAGAAAUAGAACUGCCAAGUGAGAAAGAGGCCAAAGCAGUCAUGCAGAGAACAGUGUUGGGCAAGAGGCUUUAUGAGUUAUGGGCAGAGGGCACAACAGUGUCCGAAGUGGUCUCAAAGCUCCAGAAAUUGCCAGAUGGAUUUAUAAAACCAUACACAGAUGAAAAUUCAAGUUUCCGUAUUGUGGUGGAAACAUUCAACAAAAAAAUUAGCAGUGCUGACAAAGUUCGACGUAUCGAGCAACUACUGACAGAGUCUACCUGUAUAUUGAAGGGAAAAAUCAACCUGUCGGUGCCUGACAAUAGUUUUCACCUGCUCGAGUUCUACAAGUUUGAUUCUAUUACAUCCCCAAAUGAACCCCAGAAAGUUUACUUUGGCCGAUGGGUUUCUGAUGGUCAGAGAGAUUGGAUCAGAGAGUAUCAUUUACAGAACAGACAUUUCAUAGCUAACACCAGCAUGGAUGCCUGCCUUUCAAUGGUGAUGGCCAACCUGGCACAGGUUAAAGAGAAUGAUUUUGUAAUUGACCCCUUUGUGGGUUCAGGUAGUUUGCUUGUCUCUAGUGCACAUUUUGGAGCGUAUGUCAUUGGCACUGACAUUGACUAUUUACUUCUUCAUGCAAAAGCACGACCGAGCCGAGCCAAGCAGAAGACAAGGUCCGAGGAUGAGAGUGUGCAAAGCAACCUGCGACAGUAUGGGCUAGAGAAUAAGUACAUUGAUGUGCUGGUUGCAGAUGCAUCUUUACAGAAAAUGUGGAGAGAUGGUUGGAAGUUUGAUGCUAUCAUCACUGAUCCUCCUUAUGGAAUCAGGGAAUCAGCAUCGAAAAUUGUCAGAAGGGAUCUACAAGAGGAAGCAGAAGAUUAUGGUGCAGCCCACUACCCUCAGAAGACCAAUUACCAGCUGGGAGAUAUCUUCAAGGACCUGCUCAACUUUGCUGCCAAGUUCUUGUGUAUAGGAGGCCGCCUGGUCUACUGGUUACCCAUCUACAGACCAGAUUACUGUGAGUCCAAUAUCCCACAACAUCCUUGCCUGGAGGUAAGAUUCAACUGUGAACAGCCGUUGAGUACCACAAUCUCAAGGAGACUGAUCACCAUGGUCAAAGUUUGUGAGCACCAGGAAGUCUCUGAGCCUCAGGGAGCAUCUAUUGAAGUUGAUCACUACGAGAUGCUGACUUUUAGACAAAAGUAUUUUAAAGCUACCUCAGCUGCAGUCAAUAAUUCCCUGCAGGUGAAGGUGCAGAAAACAUGA